AUGGCGACUAUUCUCAUCACGGGAGGAAAUCGAGGUAUCGGCUUCGGCAUCGUCCAGGCCAUCGCACGCAGGAUACCUUCUUCCACCAUCAUUCUGGGCUGCAGAAGGCUUGUGACUGGCUACGAGGCAAUCGAUCAGUUGCGAGAACAGGGCAUCUCAUCCAAACUGGAUGCAAUUCAGAUUGACAUUGAGGAUAUCCAGAGCAUCACUACAGCUGUCGAGGUUCUGGGUCAGCGAUAUGGAAAGCUGGACGUGCUCAUCAACAAUGCCGCAAGUCUUCAGCUGCCCAAAACUGAGGAUCUUGCCGAGCUGAGGGACUGCUCCAACCUCAACUUCAACCGCUGUGUCACAUCCAACAUCCUCGUGACCAAGGCGUUUGUCCCCCUUCUGAGGAAGAGCUCCUGGCCAAGAGUCAUCAUGAACUCUAGCGCCAGAGGAAGUCUCGGUCGCACAGCAAGCAGAGAGCUUCCGCCCGUGGCUCUGAUCGACUACUGCGUGUGCAAGGCCGCGGUGAACAUGCUGACGCUGCAUUAUCAGAUAAACGAAGACAACUACAAGGACAGUGGGGAAAAGAUCACUUUCUGGAGUGUUAGCCCGGGCCACACGAAGACGGCUUUCAACAACUUCAAGGGGAAGAAGGAUCCUGUGGACAGUGCCGAGGCAUUUGUGCGGCUGCUGGAGUCUGAGAAGGGAGCCAUUGAGCCGGGUUCGUUUUGGGAAUUCGAAGCAGGAACAUUCCAAGUCGUCCCUUGGUAG
Molecule: messenger RNA, 756 nt
Organism: Trichoderma virens Gv29-8
Lineage: Eukaryota; Fungi; Ascomycota; Sordariomycetes; Hypocreales; Hypocreaceae
Exons: 3
Coding region: 1-756 (251 amino acids)
Source: RefSeq, a predicted model, not a curated record